AUGAUCUGCCACCUACCGGCAUUCUCAGCUAUUGUACUCCCUUGCUCAAAAUACCCAAUCACACUUUCAGACGACUGCUUGACGGAUCUGGCUGCUCAGUGGCAACUUGCUGAUCCCACUCAUCCACGAGACCUUGUCACCCUCUUUCCGACACCAACUGGAAACGACACAUUUUUCGUCAUCGCUUCUGUCACCCGAUGCUUCUGCACAGCCAAAGCCGUGCUGACCGUUCUCGAGAUGAUUCGAGGAGACUCGAUGCUUCGUCAAUUCGUCACUUCGUCUUGA
Molecule: messenger RNA, 285 nt
Organism: Protopolystoma xenopodis
Lineage: Eukaryota; Metazoa; Platyhelminthes; Monogenea; Polystomatidea; Polystomatidae
Source: the annotation of a GenBank genome assembly